AGAAAUCUGGAUGCACAAAACACCGAAGCACACACCUGGCCUGGGCACAGCAGACAGGUAACACACCUGGGCACAGCGGGCAGGUAACACACCUGGACGCAGCGGAGAGCGGCGCUGACACUGGUGCUGCCUCUGGGGUCUCCUGCUCAUCUUCCUGCUGAGCCGCCAUCGCAGUUGAUGUGGAAUGGAGAGUUUAACGAGAAACACAUACAGUUCAGGUGGGAUGUCAGGACCCUCCAGCAAAGUUGUGACGGAGACUGUAACCACGACAACCAGACUGGCAUCACUGCCUCCCAGUGGCAGUUCGUCAGUAGUGCUGUCCAGCGGCGGUGGGGGGGGCUCUGCUCGCAGUGGGAGGUACAGCUCGUCCACAUCGGGGGCGGCGAGGAAAGGACCGGGCUCUUCGCCGGCCUUCCUGGAGCGCAAGACCAUAACGAGUCGCUCGGGGGGAUAUGAUGGAAGUUCCAGUGGGAACUCCUCUCCUGAAUACACACGGAAGGACUAUGGUUCCGGAAGCCUCUCCACACGAGGGAGGAGCCACACUAGAGAGAGCGAGAUCCGCGCGCGGCUGCAGAGCGCUUCCCCGUCCACGCGCUGGACGGAGCUGGACGAUGUGAAGAGGCUGCUGAAGGGGAGUCGCUCCUGCAGCGUGAGCCCGACACGCUCCCCCUCCAACACGCUGCCCAUCCCCAAGAAGGCGAGCGUGGAGCCCAGGAUGGGGUCGGACGCCUCCCAGUCAGUGCCGGCGCAGUACGACACCAUGGUUCUGAGCUCUGCUCUACCCUCCUACGUGUGGACAAGCACGCUGCCCUCGGGGGGCUACCGCACGACCCCCAACAACCUGUCCCCCACCACAGCACCGCCCUCCAUCGCAGCUCUCGGGCUGCACAACAACCUGUCCUUCGGCUCCUUGCCUGCCAACAGCGCCAUUUCCAGCAGCACCAGCAGCAGCGGCGGCAGCGCAGGGUACGGCGUGAAGAACAGCCUGGCCGGCACGUCCAGCAGCGUUCUGAGCUCCGCAGCAGUCAACACCAACGCGGGCUCAGGUUAUGGGGUUCAGAAGAACGUUUCUUCGACCGUGAAUGCUGUCAGUACAGUGGUCUCUGCAUCUCCAGUUGCCACCUCUAGGUCGCAAGAUGAUGAUAUGCUCCUGAAGGACUACAAAUUCCUCCUGCUCGAAAAAGAGAACGUCCCGGUCAAGAAGGACAUGGAGCUCCUCAUUAUGUCCAAAGACAGUGGGAAGCAGUUCACUAGCUCCCCCUUCAGGACAAGAGGAGGCUCCUUCUCUGAUGACUCCCUGAAAAAGGAGAAGAUGGUAUCGAGCUAUGCAGAGCCGGCAGUUCUGAAGGCCGGCAGCCAAACCAACUAUGGAUCAGCAAAGACAUACACAAAGGACAAGGCCACGUACGCAGAGAUCCGUAAGGAGGAUGACUGCAUGGGGGGUGGAGCAGGGUGCUGUGCUGGAGACUCCUGCUGCAGUUGGUGGAAGUGGCUGCUGGGAUUGCUGUUCCUGGGUCAGCUCUUCGGGCUCAUUGCCCUGGCGGAAGACGUGAGGAAGCUCAAAGCUCAUGUGAACACCAUGAGUAGCUCGACUGCCAUUAGCCUCCAAGAAGUGGACCCACAGAACCUACAGAGCACAGUGCGGGACAUAGUGAGGUCUGAGGUGAACUCUGAAGCGAUCAGAGCUCUUCUGAAGGGAGAACGAGGAGAGCCGGGACUCAAAGGUGACACGGGACUUCCGGGACAGAAAGGAGACGCCGGCUUCCCCGGUGUGCCAGGUUCACCAGGUGCCACUGGACACAUGGGUCUGGAAGGACCUAAAGGUCAGAAAGGAAAUGCAGGGGAUCCAGGCCCUGAGGGACCAUCUGGGCCAAGAGGGCGAGAAGGUCCUGUUGGACCCCGUGGAGAUGCUGGACCUCCAGGCUUCGGAGAGAAGGGAGAGAGAGGAAUCCCUGGUGUUCCUGGCAGUACUGGACCUGUUGGUUUGAUUGGUCCAAUGGGACCCAAAGGGUCGAUUGGAGCACACGGUCCCCCAGGUCCCCCAGGAGAACCAGGACCUCAGGGCUUCCGUGGAGAAACAGGACCUACUGGACUCAAAGGGGAGCGUGGAGCCAAUGGGGCACCGGGAGCCAAGGGUGAUCUUGGAGAGAAAGGCAUACGUGGAGCUCCAGGUGACCCUGGACUCCCGGGACUCCCAGGCCCCACAGGGGAGAAAGGAACCAAAGGAUCUACAGGAAACCCUGGAAGUGACGGAGAAAAAGGUACCAGAGGUGACCAGGGGCCAAUCGGACUUCCUGGGAUCAGGGGUCCAGCAGGACCUCCAGGUGAUGCGGGACUUCCAGGAUCCCCUGGACUUCAAGGACCACCAGGAAUCCCAGGCAAUCCUGGUCAGCCAGGACUCAAAGGUGAUCCAGGUGAACCUGGAAGAAUCAUUAAUCCAGGUGGCGCCAACUCUGUGGUAGUUCCUGGACCUCCAGGGAGUCCUGGGCCACCUGGUCCUCCUGGACAACCAGGACUGUCAGGUCCCAUUGGUCCAGCUGGACUUCCCGGACAACCUGGUCCUAAAGGUGCUAAGGGAGACCAGGGAGAAAAAGAAGAAGCUGGAUCAUAUCCUGACAAUGGUAAAGGUUCAGCAGGACCCCCAGGUCCUCCUGGCCCACCUGGACCACCUGGCCAUGCAGGAGACUAUGUGCAAGGCCCCCCAGGACCCCCUGGUCCACCAGGAAAACCAGGGUUUGGCCAACCUGGUCCCCCAGGGCAGAAGGGAGAGCCAGGUAGCUUUGUGCCAAAUUCAGGAACAUUCUUUGCUGGACCUCCUGGACCUCCUGGACCAAAAGGAGCACAAGGUAUCCAGGGACAAAGAGGGUAUCAAGGAGAACCAGGUCAACCUGGUCUUUCUGGGCCACCAGGCACCCCUGGAGAUCCUGGACGAGGGUCUCCAGGUCUUCCUGGAUCCCCUGGACCUAUGGGUCCUCCUGGUGCUGCUGGACCACCUGGCCCCUCAGGUCCAAAAGGACCCAAAGGUGAUGCUGGAGUACCAGGCGCCCCAGGGAUCCCUGGUUCUUCCAGAGGUGGUGUCUCAAGAGUGUCCCAAGGACCCCCGGGCCCCCCUGGGCCUCCCGGACCCCCAGGUCGCUCAGGUGACGGAGCCCUGGGGACAGAUUUCCGUCAGCACAUUGUGGAGUAUCUGCAGAGCGAUGCCCUCAGGCCUUACAUGAUUGGCCCCCAGGGUCCCCCGGGUCCCCCAGGUCCCCCAGGACUCUCAGCCGGAUCACAUUCUGUGGAGGACUUGGCCUCUCGAGUUGUUGCGUACAUCCAACGUUCUGGCAUCGUCAUUGGUGCUCCGGGUCCUGCGGGUCCUCCUGGGUCCGUGUCCAUCAGUGACAUCAUCGCCCUCAUACAGAGAGAUGAAGUACGAAAGUACCUGAUUGGUCCCCCUGGGCCUCCUGGACCAGCAGGGGGCAGCGUUCAUGCCUCCUUUAACAUACAGGAAGUGGCAAACCGGGUCCUGGCGCUCAUGAACGAACGUGGGAUGGUUGGAGUUCCUGGACCUCCUGGCCCUCCUGGUCCUCCAGGCCUUCCUGGAUCUGUAUCUAGCCACUUGCCCACAUUAGAAAAGGUUGAGUAUAUGCCGCGACCAGGACCUCCAGGUCCACCAGGACCCCCAGGGAACAGAGGACCCCCUGGGCCAGUUGGACCUCCAGGCAUUGUUGCUGGUGGCGCCAGAUACAGUCUGGAAGACGUCAAGGUCUACCUACAAGAUGCAGGGUUCACUGGCCCUCCCGGCCACCCUGGACCCCCAGGACCAAUGGGUCCUCAAGGGCCUCCUGGGGACUCUAGAGGACUGGUGUCAUACACGGGACAGUCGCAACAAGACUGGAUACAUGCCUAUCUGCAGCAGUACUUCAGCAGUGACAGUGUACGACGCUCUAUCACCGGCCCCCCAGGGCCCCCAGGACCCCGUGGAGAAAAAGGAGAGUGCUGUGAUAGUGGGCACAACCUAGGGGUCGAACGCAGCUACGGUCACAGCACAGCCCGUGGGUACAGCCAAGACGGCGCCAACAGCCGAGACGGCGACAACAGCUACCGUCCAGGUGGCGUGCGUGGCUAUGGCGAUCGUGCUUAUGGCUACAAUGGACAAUGGACGGAGACACUGGACUACUCUAAUGUAGCUGCGAAGGUAGCUGAACACAUCAAGACUCAGGGACUGCUGCAGGACAUCCUCUCCGAGGACAGGCGCCUAGGGGAAUGGCGAGGUGUCCAAGGACCCCCAGGACCACCUGGACCUCGAGGGCCUCCAGGACUAAGCCGCAUUAUUGGCUAUCAUGGCAACGUAACGGCAGAUCUCGUGGACUUCUUCAGAACACACGGAGCCAUUAUGGGCCCACCGGGGCCCAAAGGCGAGAGGGGAUACCCUGGGCAGAAAGGAGACAGAGGGGUAAUGGGACCGCAAGGCAUCAUGGGUCCACAGGGACGGCCAGGCCACCCAGGCCCCCGGGGCGAGAAGGGUGAGAAAGGGGAGCAGCUCGUCGUCGGCCGUCGGAAGAGGAGCCUGGGGGUGUGAUUUGCAGACCCCCCCUGGACACCAGGGGCCAAUGUGAGCCCUCACCUGCAAACCUGCAUUUCUUUUAGUUCAUUACAGCAUGUAGGAAGCAGCUUCAAUCAAACAGCAUCGCAAUAGUUGCUUGACUUUUACCUGCACAACUGUGAGUUUUAGGCGGAGCCACCUGCUCAUAAAGGAAAAAGAAAAACUGGAGGUGUGAAUUUCACAGUGAUUAUUCACAGGGAAAGGAAAUCUUCAACAUGAGUGAACCAAAACAUUUUGGAACUUAAUCCUUUGUGAAGAUAUCGCCAAUAUUGGUUACAAAAAGUGGAUUGAAAAUGCUGAUAUGACUUGUGCCAGUGCAGGAAAUAGUUUAAUUCAUAGCAUUUAACCUUUGAACCUUUAGUGGCAUCUGCGCACACAUAACACUAACAUUCUCACCUCUGCUUGUUGGAAACUUUCUGCAUGUCAUUUACAUUUGAACACAAAUGGACCAGUUCUGUAUUCUGUCAUAAUAAACCUGUUCCAGAGGAGUCAUUUUUUAUAUUUUCAUUUCCACUUUGUUUCUUGAGCUUUUUGUACUCCAAAAUCUGCAUUAAAGUGAAGAACCAAAA
Scleropages formosus (Asian bonytongue) is the source of this 5157-nucleotide messenger RNA. RefSeq names its product collagen, type XVII, alpha 1b (gene col17a1b). Gene Ontology annotation, biological process: extracellular matrix organization. Bases 185 to 4564 code for a protein of 1459 amino acids. The record is from RefSeq and is a predicted model, not a curated record. Gene Ontology annotation, molecular function: extracellular matrix structural constituent conferring tensile strength. The transcript is spliced from 56 exons. Lineage: Eukaryota; Metazoa; Chordata; Actinopteri; Osteoglossiformes; Osteoglossidae.